Molecule: messenger RNA, 1688 nt
Organism: Teleopsis dalmanni
Lineage: Eukaryota; Metazoa; Arthropoda; Insecta; Diptera; Diopsidae
Product: transmembrane protein 115
Exons: 3
Coding region: 232-1614 (460 amino acids)
Biological process (GO): retrograde vesicle-mediated transport, Golgi to endoplasmic reticulum
Cellular component (GO): membrane; Golgi apparatus
Source: RefSeq, a predicted model, not a curated record
UAUAAAAUUCUAAAUUUCAUGUUCUGCAAAAAUUGUUAAAUGUCAUAAAAUGAACUGUGUUGCUCAUCAAAAAUUUGACGGCGAUUGGCUUAUUAACGGCGCAGAUAUCUGCUGAUAUAUACCAAUUACAAAUGUAGUGCGAAUAUACAGAAAAAACAUUUAUGUACGAAACGUUGAAGAAAACAAAAGAUAAAAUAAAUUUUAAUGUGUAAUUUUUACUGAAGAAGGAGAAUGUCGACAACAAGGCAACAGCCACCAAGUAAAAUGUCCGCCCUCAAUAGGAAUGUGCCGUACCUGAAGCAACAAUUUUCGGCGCUUCUGCGAAACACAUCACCAGUGAUAACACUGAUUUGCUUGGUAACCACCGGCGGCUAUUUGCUAUCAUAUUCAUCAACAGCUGUACGUUUGCUAAGUGUUACGCCAGGUUUCAUAUUACCCAAUUCAAAAUUUUGGAUAUGGACGGCGUUCACAUUUUGUUUCAUUGAACUGCAUUGGUGGGAAGUUCUUGUUGACGUGGUGACAGUGGGCUUAUGUGGUAAAAUGUUAGAACCACUAUGGGGACAAAUGGAAAUGUUUAAAUUUUUUGCAUUAAGCAAUUUUGGUGUUUCUAUAUUAACAACUAUCUAUUAUCUCUUCUACUACAUGGUUACUAAGAAUCCAAGUAUACUAUUUGAAGUGCACAUACAUGGCUUGGCUGGUUAUGUGGCAGGCAUUUGUGUUGCAGUACGACAAAUUAUGCCGGAUCAUUUAAUCUUUAAGACACGUUAUGGUAAACUAACAAAUCGGAACGUGCCUCUUGCAGUUUUAGUGUGUGCCAUUAUUAUGUGGGCGAUCAAUUUACUAGAUGGCACUUAUCCGGCAAUGUUUGCAUCUGGCUUACUAGUUUCUUGGGUGUAUUUACGCUUUUACCAAAGACAUCCAAACGGUCGUGGUGAUAGUUCUGAAAGUUUCACUUUUGCCAGCUUCUUUCCUAACAUAAUGCAAGUUGUUAUCAGCAUUCUCGUGAAUCCAAUAUAUGUUUGUUGCUUGAAAUUGGGAGUAGUUAAACAACCAGCUCCACCACGCUCAAGUUCAGUAAUCAGUCUUACAUCUGUUGCUAUUACAACACCUGGGGUUGAUCCUCACGACGUUGAGAGAAGACGCCAAAUUGCACUUAAAGCAUUAAGUGAACGUCUGAAAUCUACUGAUUCCUCCCGACAUAAUCAGUUACCUAAAUCGUUUCCAACUGUUGCUGGGCAUCAACAUAAACAUCAUGGCCAUCAAAACCACAAUCAACAUCACCACAAUCAUGGCCAUCAGCAUCAACAUCAGCAUCAACAUCAACAUCAGCAUCAACAUCAUCAUCAUAACACUGGAACAAAAAAUGCUAUUGAUCCUGGAUCAACACCAUCAUUUUUACCUCAACUGAGCGCUGCACAAACACAGCAACCAAUAACAACAGCACGUGCUGAACCACGCAUGAUCAGUACAAUGAGCCCAAUUGCGAUUCCAAUGCCAGCACCUCCGCCUAAGGAUGGUGAUAGUUACUCUGGUUCUGCUGUUGCGACUAGUGAACGGGUUGAAACAAAUGCCAGUGAAUUAUUAAUUAAUAUGGAAUCCAGCCAAACACAAUAAAAACUUAAAAGUAUGAGAGUAGAUACGAAUAAAACGAAACAGAAGAACGCAUGUUCCAAUAUAGGCUACAAAAA